This is a messenger RNA of Erinaceus europaeus (western European hedgehog), 2010 nucleotides long. It is a transcript of the gene PTPN21, whose product is annotated as protein tyrosine phosphatase non-receptor type 21. Lineage: Eukaryota; Metazoa; Chordata; Mammalia; Eulipotyphla; Erinaceidae. The coding region runs from base 952 to 1887 and encodes 311 amino acids. The record is from RefSeq and is a predicted model, not a curated record. Gene Ontology annotation, molecular function: protein tyrosine phosphatase activity. The transcript has 10 exons. Gene Ontology annotation, cellular component: cytoskeleton.
AGCGCAGCGGGUUAAGCGCAGGUGGCGCAAAGCACAAGGACCGGCAUAAGGAUCCCGGUUCGAACCCCGGCUCCCCACCUGCAGGGGAGUCGCUUCACAGGCGGUGAAGCAGGUCUGCAGGUGUCUGUCUUUCUCUCCCCGUCUCUCUCUUCCCCUCCUCUCUCCAUUUCUCUCUCUCCUAUCCAACAACGACAACAACAAUAAUAACUACAACAAUAAAACAACAAGGGCAACAAAAGGGGAUAAAUAAAUAAAAUAAAUAUUAAAAAAAGAGUUGAAUAUCAGAAAAAAAUACUUAAAAAAAUGUGCAAGAGGAAGCGAAUAACCCCGCAAAGUGAUUGCAUUUCACAGGAAAAGAAAACAAAAUGCAUUUAACAGAACGUCCCACGCCGACGCAGGAAUGAAAACCUUGUGCCUGGCACCGGGCUAAUGUCACUUUCCUUUGAUUAAAAAAAAAAAAAAAAAAAAUUCUGUAUGUUUCCUUUCGCUGAAAAGCCGUGCUGGCUUCGGAGACUGAAAAUAAGGGGUCAUCUGAUGGCCCCUCGCCGGCCCUCCCCGCGGCGGCCGGGCGCAGCUGUCCGCGCCCCGUCCCGCCUCCCCCGCGCCCGCGCCCGCCGCCCCGCAUUCCAACUCUCUGAGGUCACGGGCCGCCGCCGCCUCCCCGGAUCCGCCAGCCGCCCCGCCGGCCCAGGGGGAGGGACGCGGCCCGGCUGCUCCGCCGCUCCGGCUGCGGUCCCGCGCCCGCCCCGCGCCCGCCCCGCGCGCUCCCUUUGUGCGCGCUGCCCCCCGCGCCGCCCGCAGACCCCGGGGGCAGGGAGCCGCCGCGCGGGCCCGGGAGCGCGCCCCCGCGCGGGCAGGCGGCGGAGCCGGGCGCCGGGCCUGAGGAUGCGGGAGCAGCACCCUUGCGGAUGCUCCCUUGGCCCCGCUCUUCGCCCCUGAAAGGAGGAGAAGAUGCCGCUGCCCUUCGGACUGAAGCUGAAACGCACCCGGCGCUACACGGUGUCCAGCAAGACCUGCCUGGUGGCCCGGAUCCAGCUGCUCAACAACGACUUCGUGGAGUUCACGCUGUCGGUGGAGAGCACCGGCCAGGAGAGCCUGGAGGCCGUGGCCCAGAGGCUGGAGCUGCGCGAGAUCACCUACUUCAGCCUCUGGUACUACAAUAAGCAGAAUCAGCGCCGCUGGGUUGACUUGGAAAAACCUCUGAAGAAGCAGCUGGAUAAACACGCGCUGGAACCGACCGUGUAUUUCGGAGUGGUGUUCUACGUGUCCUCAGUGUCACAGCUGCAGCAGGAGAUCACCAGGUAUCAGUAUUACCUGCAGCUGAAGAAAGAUAUCUUGGAAGGAGGCAUUCCUUGUACAUUAGAACAAGCUAUUCACCUAGCAGGCCUAGCUGUUCAAGCUGAUUUUGGUGACUUUGAUCAGUAUGAAUCCCAGGACUUUCUUCAGAAGUUUGCCUUACUUCCUGUGGGGUGGUUACAAGAUGAAAAAGUACUGGAAGAAGCAACGCAGAAAGUGGCCCUACUACACCAGAAAUACAGAGGGCUGGCAGCCCCAGAUGCAGAGAUGUUGUUCAUGCAGGAGGUAGAGAGAAUGGACGGCUACGGGGAAGAGAGCUACCCAGCCAAGGAUAGCCAAGGCAGUGACAUAUCCAUUGGAGCCUGUCUUGAAGGUAUCUUUGUGAAGCACAAGAAUGGAAGGCCUCCUGUGAUAUUUAGGUGGCAUGACAUCGCUAACAUGUCCCACAAUAAGUCCUUUUUUGCGUUAGAGCUGGCAAAUAAGGAAGAGGCCAUUCAGUUUCAAACUGAAGACAUGGAAACAGCAAAAUAUGUUUGGAGACUCUGCGUUGCAAGGCACAAGUUUUACAGACUGAAUCAGUGUACCCUGUAAGUAUGCACAGCUUACUGGAACCGUGGAGAUAACCAAUGUAGAAGUUAUUGUUUUGCGCUUACAGGUAUUGUCUAGAAAGCUAAAUUCUCUCUCUCCCUUUCUCUUUUUGAGUUUUUCAUUCUG